Messenger RNA from Fulvia fulva, 771 nucleotides. RefSeq lists its product as uncharacterized. The transcript has a single exon. The record is from RefSeq and is a predicted model, not a curated record. The coding region runs from base 1 to 771 and encodes 256 amino acids. NCBI's taxonomy places the organism in Eukaryota, Fungi, Ascomycota, Dothideomycetes, Mycosphaerellales, Mycosphaerellaceae.
AUGUUCCGCUCAACAGCCUUUGUGCUUCUAACCUCCCACCCGAUUUCGUCAGACAACCGCCAUAGACAUUCAAAAGUUUUUGUCGAGAAGUUUGCAGCAAACAGCACUCUUGAACACAUCUUAUAUCAAAGUGGCCCGCCCGCUCUUGCAACAGCUCCUGGGACACCGACCGAUAAAGUCGAAGAUCCAACCAUGACAAAGUAUGCAGUCGUGAACCUCCACAAGGACCAAGCCGCCACGACCAACACCUUCCUCGAAACACUCCAGAUCGCAGUCGCCCUAAGCCUGACGAAUUCCGCCAAGACCCGGAUCCACGAUCCACCUAAGCCCUACGACAUCAGUAACCUGAAGCAAGCCGUUGUAGUCGAAAACACCGACAACCCCGUCCAAAUCGAGCGCCACAUCAACCCAGCAUCCCAGCACCACGACCCGCGAGUCUACCUCAUCCGCCGCCCGGAGCAAGGUGGAGGCGACAGAUGCAUUCUGGCAACGGGGAAGAAUGGCAGCCUGGUGCUCUGUGAGCUGGAGAUUGAUCCAAAGUACAUUGGCAAACCGCACUCUGAUGAGUAUGGCUUGGCCGACUGGAGCAAGUUCAAGAGGACGUUCGACUGGGUUAGUCUGUUCUUGUUUGAUGUUGACGGUAGAGGCGUGCGUCGAUGGCGGGACCUGGCUAAGGCGGGGUACUUUGAGUGCGAUGCGGCAGAAGAACCGUGGGAGGCGGAGGCGAAUGAUGAGCAGACGGAUGCGGAUGCGUGGGAGAAGGAGGCCUGA